UUAUAAUUCAUUAAUUAAAAUGGCAGGAAAUGAAGGAAUGGAUAGUUUAAUCCCUAUUGUUAAUAAACUACAUGAUGCUUUUACAAAAUUAGGUGUAAACUUGUCCAUUGACCUACCACAGAUAGCUGUUGUUGGAGGACAAAGUGCUGGAAAAAGUAGCGUAUUGGAAAAUUUUGUUGGCAGGGACUUUUUACCACGUGGGUCUGGAAUCGUAACUCGUAGACCCCUUAUCUUGCAGUUAAUAAAUUCUCCUCAUGAAUUUGGAGAGUUUCUUCAUCUCAAAGGAAAAUCAUUUACUGAUUUUGAUGCCAUCAGAAAAGAAAUUGAAGAUGAAACAGAUAGAACCACCGGCACAAACAAAGGAAUUUCACCUCAUCCUAUCAACUUGAGAGUGCAUUCUCCUCAUGUUUUGAAUUUGACAUUGAUUGAUCUUCCGGGAAUGACUCGUGUACCCGUCGGGGAUCAACCACCUGAUAUUGAGCAUCAAAUCAGAGAUAUGUUGCUAACCUAUGUGAAAAAGGACAGCUGCUUGAUAUUGGCUGUUACUGCUGCGAAUCAAGAUAUUGCUACUUCAGACGCUCUCAAACUUGCAAAAGAAGUCGAUCCAGAAGGGUUACGUACAAUAGGUGUUAUUACAAAAUUAGAUCUAAUGGAUGAAGGUACUGAUGCUCGUGAAAUUCUUGAAAAUAAACUACUUCCUUUACGUAGAGGUUACAUUGGAGUGGUUAAUCGUAGUCAAAAAGACAUUGAAGGACGUAAAGAUAUAAAAGCUGCUAUUGCUGCGGAGAGGCGUUUCUUUUUAAGUCACCCUGGUUAUAGACACAUGGCUGACCGUAUGGGUACACCAUUUUUACAACGAGUCUUAAAUCAACAACUUACAAAUCACAUACGAGAUAAUCUACCAUCACUUAGGGAAAAACUUGAAAAACAAAAAAAUGCAUUGGAAAAAGAGGUGCAAGAAUAUAAACACUUUUCUGCUGAUGACCCAUCUGUUAAAACCAAAGCUAUGUUGAUGAUGAUUCAGCAACUUCAGACCGAUUUCGAAAGAAACAUUGAAGGUUCUGGAUCAGCAUCGAUUGAUACACAUCAGCUCACUGGUGGUGCAAAAAUAAAUCGUUUGUUUCACGAACGAUUUCCUUUUGAAAUUGUUAAGAUGGAAUUUGAUGAAAAAGAGCUUAGGAGGGAAAUCGCUUUUGCAAUCAGGAAUAUUCAUGGCAUAAGAGUUGGAUUGUUUACACCAGACAUGGCAUUUGAAGCAAUUGUAAAGAAACAAAUUUCAAAGUUGAAAGAACCAUCAUUAAAGUGUGUUGAUUUAGUUGUUGGUGAAUUAGCAAACACUGUCAGAUCAUGUUCUGCAAAAAUGAAUCGUUAUCCUAACUUACGUGAUGAAAUUGAAAGAAUCAUUACUACUCACAUUAGGGAAUGUGAACUAAAAACAAAACAGCAGCUGUCUCUUUUAGUUGAAGUAGAACUCGCUUACAUGAAUACAAAUCAUGAAGACUUCAUUGGUUUUACAAAUGCUCAAGUAAGUGCAGAAGCUAAUACUGGAAAAAGAAAAUUAGGAAACCAGGUUAUUAGAAAAGGUUGGAUGUGUAUUCACAAUCUCGGUAUUAUGAAAGGGGGAUCUCGAGAUUAUUGGUUUGUUUUAACAUCGGAACUACUUACAUGGUACAAGGAUGAUGAGGAGAAAGAAAGAAAAUAUAUGCUUCCUCUUGAAAGUUUAAAAAUUAAAGAUGUUGAAGCUGGCUUCAUGUCUCGUAGACCUCUUUUCGCUUUAUUUAAUCCUGACCAAAGGAACGUGUUCAAAGACUAUAAACAAUUAGAAUUAUCAUGUGAAAGUCAAGAAGAAGUUGACAGUUGGAAAGCUUCUUUUUUAAGAGCUGGUAUUUAUCCUGAAAGAUCUUCUAAUGUAAAUGGAGAAGCUGAAGGUAAUGACAGCACUACUUCCUUGGACCCUCAACUAGAGCGUCAAGUUGAAACAAUUAGGAACUUAGUAGAAUCUUAUAUGAAGAUAAUAACCAAGACAUUUAGGGAUCUUGUCCCAAAAUUCAUAAUGCAUUUAACAAUUAAUAAUACUAAGAGUUUUAUUUAUACAGACCUGUUAGCUAAUUUAUAUGCUGCUUGUGAUCAGGCCACUCUAAUGGAAGAGUCAGCUGAAGAAUCACGUAAAAGAGAAGACAUUAUGAGGCUAUAUCAAGCUUGUAAAGAAGCAUUAUAUAUAAUUAGUGAUGUUUCUAUGAAGACAUCAUACCAACCCUUACCACCACCUGUUAAAGAUGACUGGAUAGCUCCAGAUUCACCCGGUGCCACAAAACGUAAUACAUCAUCAAGAGCACCACCGCCUCCUCCUACGAUUUCUAGAAAUGCUCCAAUUCUUCCAAGUAGGCCAGACGUUUCUGGUCCAAAUAGACCUCCGCCAGCUGCUCCACCAAGAGUUGUACCUGGUGGCUUACCUCCCCCCUUAAUUCCUACGCGCCCAUUACCUCUCCUUCCACCACGAAUACCGGACAGACCUCAAGCUGGAAAACUCAUCUGAAGAAAAAUGAAUGUCAGAUUCAAAUUGCCACUAAGCAUUCCCAGGACCGCUUUUGGUGUCUGCUGGGGCAACACUUAAAAGUUUUGUUCACCAAGAGAGAACAACAGUUGAAGGGCUUGCUGCAAAAAGGUGGUAGCUCCAAUUUUCAAAAGGUUCAGAUGAAAGUUAAAACACCAAAUUACAUGGUGACCCCUCUUUAUUAAGAAGCGUAUAAGGGGAGUAAUUAAAAUAUGAAAAAGAAAAAAAAGAAUGUUUUAAGCUUUAAUGCAGGCCUUUUGAAAAAAUUGAAAUUGGAAUUACCCUCUUUUUUGCCGCAAGCCCAUCAAUUUGCAAAUCAAAUGGCAUAGAGAAGCAGUUGAACGAGAGAACAAAUAAAAAUAAGUACUGCUGGAUAGUGCUUUCAAAUUCGGAGUCCUUUUCGCUAGAUUUUGUACAAAUGACUUUGAUGUGCUGAGCUGUAAAUAUGGCUUAAUGCCUUGUUAUUUUUUUACACAUUUUAUUUGUUAACUUAAUGAAAAAAAAAAAGUUUUGAAAACAUUUUUUUGUUUUGUUUCAUCAAUAUAGGCUAUAAGUCAUAUGCAUCUACAUUUAUGAUUUUGUACCAU
Molecule: messenger RNA, 3141 nt
Organism: Uloborus diversus
Lineage: Eukaryota; Metazoa; Arthropoda; Arachnida; Araneae; Uloboridae
Product: dynamin-like
Exons: 19
Coding region: 20-2536 (838 amino acids)
Biological process (GO): receptor-mediated endocytosis
Cellular component (GO): plasma membrane; cytoplasm; microtubule
Molecular function (GO): microtubule binding; GTP binding; GTPase activity
Source: RefSeq, a predicted model, not a curated record